CAACCACAAUCUCCACCGCCUCCAUCCAGCUCAACCGGAUCCUCGCCUGCUCAUCCUCCGCGAGACCGUGCUUCUAUGCCUGGGUUUUCACCAUCGAGUACAUGGACCUAGCUGAGCAGAUGUAUGCUGAUUUCUUCCUCUAUGAAAAACAUAUUUUGGGCAGUAAUCGUUCAUAAACGUCCAGCUGAUUUAGAUGCGAGACCGUGCUUCUAUGCCUGGGUUUUCACCAUCGAGUACAUGGACCUCGCUGAGCAGGUUGAGGAUUUCAUGGAGAUGGGAUGCAGCGAGGUAGAGCUUGAGCAGACAAAUACUGAGUCCAGCUGCCAUGCCGUAGUUACUUCUGGGCGGAUUGAAGCCACCUCCUCAUUAAAGAUUCAGAUUGGACAAACCAUUGUCCUAUUGGGUUAUUCACCUGUAAAUCCAGCCACUAAUUCACAGGUUCCACUUUAGUUUUGACUUCUGUUGGUCCAGCUGAUUCCAAUUGCCUACAAAAGAAGCUGCUUCUAAUCUGUUUAUCAUAUUCAUGGAGUUCAUUUGCCGGUAAAAAAGAAACCAUUGUUUCUUGAUCUUCCUGCCUCUUUAUCGUAACAUAAAUUUGUGCACCAUCUCUUCUCUAAAGUAAGGAAUACGAUCUAGGUUGUUGCAGAGGCAUAUGAUGGUCGGAGGGCAUUAAGGUA
Messenger RNA from Lolium rigidum, 677 nucleotides. RefSeq lists its product as uncharacterized. Lineage: Eukaryota; Viridiplantae; Streptophyta; Magnoliopsida; Poales; Poaceae. The record is from RefSeq and is a predicted model, not a curated record. The transcript is spliced from 3 exons. The coding region runs from base 124 to 450 and encodes 108 amino acids.